AUGGCCAGCCAGGAGCUUAGCCUGAAGCUGCAUCAGAAGCUGAGGCUGGAGCAGGAGGCAGAGGUCAUCGGGAUUCCGCAGCAAAAUGGCUUAUAUGCGGUGCCCGCGCCGGCCUGGCCCUGUGGCUCCCCGAGCCGGGGAAACAAGCUGCCCGCUAAGGAGCUCAUGGCCAAAGUGGGCGCCGAGCUUAAGGAGCAGCUGAACCGGCGUCAGGGCAUGCACAAGGGAACGGCGCGGCUCCCGCCCAUCAAGGUCUUCAAGCUCUACACCGAGUUUCCCGAGUUCAGCCACCGCCAGAUCAAGGACAUGGAGAGCCUCUUCCGAAGGUAUGACUCUGGGAAGGAUGGCUACAUCGACCUGAUGCAACUGAAGCUGAUGAUGGAGAAGCUGGGGGCCCCCCAGACGCACUUGGGCUUAAAGGAAAUGAUCAGGAAGGUGGAUGAGGACCUGGACAGCAAGCUCAGUUUUCGGGAGUUUUUGCUGAUUUUCAGCAAAGCAGCCUCAGGGGGACUGGGGUCAGAGAUCACCUUGAUGUCCCUGGCCAAGCUCUCCGAGAUCAAUGUGGCCAUAGAAGGUGUGAAAGGAGCCAAGAAUUUUUUCGAAGCCAAGGACUAUGCCCUGUCCAUGACCAGCCGAUUUGAAGCUGAGAUCAAAGCAGAGCAGAAUGCCCGAAAACAGGAGGCAGAGGACAGAAAACAGCGGAGGGCUCUCUUCAGAGAACGCCGAGCUGCCUUCUCCCAGUAGCUCCAGCUAGGCUGGAGUGUACUCAGAGACUUGCCUUGACUUCUACCAGCUGUACAAUACAAAUGGCCAGCACCUGGUCUCCCAAGCAGGACCCAUCUCUCAUUGGAUGUCCCUGGUCCCCAGCUCUGGUGAUCUUUCUUCUUAAGCUUCCUGCCAGUUGUGCCUGGAAGGGUAACUGGUAAUCCUAAAACCUGAGGAAACAGCAAGGAAGGUCAAAUGGAAAGAGAAUUCUGUAAUAAAAGGAAACGAUUCCAUUUCUUACCCAAACACUGUUCUUCUAGCCUUUGAAUGUUUCCAGGAUUUUGCCAUUUUCUUGGUGACUUUUAUUAUCCCUGUUUCCUCCCCUUUGGCCCAACCUUUCAUGGAGGUCAUUUGGCCAGAGGUAGAGCUCUGCCAUUCUCCUGCAUUCCCAGUUUCAGACUGAUUGCAUUUUUCAAGUGCACUCAUUGGAGGUCUACACUGUUGGCUUUGAUUUAGAUUCUCCCCUUCUUCCAUCAACUGCCACAAAAGUGGCAAGGGUUAGCUGUAAU
This is a messenger RNA of Monodelphis domestica (gray short-tailed opossum), 1274 nucleotides long. The record is from RefSeq and is a predicted model, not a curated record. NCBI's taxonomy places the organism in Eukaryota, Metazoa, Chordata, Mammalia, Didelphimorphia, Didelphidae.